This is a messenger RNA of Penicillium riverlandense, 561 nucleotides long. RefSeq lists its product as uncharacterized. NCBI's taxonomy places the organism in Eukaryota, Fungi, Ascomycota, Eurotiomycetes, Eurotiales, Aspergillaceae. The transcript is spliced from 2 exons. The record is from RefSeq and is a predicted model, not a curated record. The coding region runs from base 1 to 561 and encodes 186 amino acids.
AUGAUCGCGGUCAAUCUGGACGAUAUCAUCCAUUAUCACCCGCCUGCUUCUAAACACCAUUUCACACCGCCGCAAGCAUCUGGCUUUGUCCCGCAUUACCCUUCGCCGUCGGCUUCAGACACAUUCCCUCUGACCCAUCAGGUUCCUCCAUACCUUACGCAGUCCAUUUUUCCAUCCUCCGUACAUUCUCGUGGCCUACAAGACCAUGCCCAAAACCUGCAGUUCGUGACCUCUCAUUCAUCCGGUGAAACGCAAUAUUCACCGUUCAAUACUGGCCUUCCUAAGCAGUCGGCCAUUGAGAACUCGAACGAAUUUGACAAAGAAUUAUUGAAUCCCGAUACAGCAAGAAAGGACAGCUUGGUCAAGUCAGAUAUAUACUGGAUGGAUGGAAAAGCACAAAAUGGCUCUGUUGAUGACUUUUGGGACGAUGCCGAGGAUGCCCUUCUCGAGCCUAGUUUACAGCCCAUCUUUGAGGAUCUAGCUCUAUGGGAAGAUAUUUCCGAUUCGUCACCGGCUGUUAGGUUCUAUUCGUCGGCGGAAUGUCCUGGAUCUAUGCCCUAG